AUGGCUUCGGAAUACGCAGACAAGCAGAUUCGCGCAGGAGCGAAUCCCGCCGACCCGUACCUUUCGCAAACUCGCUGGCGACACGAGGAGUCUUCCGCAUUUCGUCGUGCCAGUGGUGCGCCCCGCGAAGCCGACGCUCGAGAUGGGAGCAAAGAUCUAGCCAAUUUCCUCAACAAGGCGCGCGUAGAUCCUUCUGAGACGGCUGGGUUUGGAGCGGGUGGACAUCAACCUUUGAUGGUUGCUGGAAAUGUACAGGCUGGGUCGCAAGUUCAGAACUCGCAUGCGCCAAAUGGCGCAACGGGAACUAUGGGAUCAGCCGGAGACAAUACUUUGGAGGUCAAGUGCGGGCCAUUGUUGAACUAUAGGCGCAUGGAGGAUCAUACAUGGUUUGGGAGUGUACUUGUUGUUUCGAAGUUUGGAGGGUCAGGGGAAAGUCCUAUCACUCCUCAGUUGCAUAUUAGAAUUGUCGGACCAAGAUCGCAAACGAACGGAAAUUACACAAUUCCCCAAGAAAAUGCUGGUACGAAUGGACAUGAAAACCACGGGGUUGUCAAUGGUGUGGAUUAUGGAAGCUUCGACGCUCCGGCAAAUGCCCAAUCGCAGAGCAAUGGUCAACCCAUCACCAAUGGCGCAGGAUCUGGAAAUGCCGGUUCUUUCAAAGAGACAGUAACAGGCACAAGAUUAUACUCGGACCCUCAAAACACGUUCUGGAGGUUCGAUUUGAAAGUACCAAUGCAACAAGAAGAAAUCCAAUGCGAGUAUCAUUUGUCUGGCCUGAAUUUUGUCAGAGACGGGAAGGGUGAUAAGCAGAAGUUUUUCAUACCAGCUAUUACGGAAUCUAUGCGCAUUAUGUUCCAUUCUUGUAACGGAUUUAGUGUGGGAACGGACGAGGAGGCUUAUAGCGGUGCUUGUUUAUGGAAUGAUGUUGGAAGAGUUCACGCGAAAACUCCAUUUCACGUCAUGCUCGGAGGUGGUGAUCAAAUUUACAAUGACGGUAUCAGAGUCAACGGCCCCCUGCGACCCUGGACAGAUAUCAGUAAUCCUGUCAAAAGGAGAGAAUAUCCAUUCCCCGAGACAUUAAGAAAGGAGUGCGAUGAGUAUUAUGUCAACAACUAUAUUCGAUGGUAUGGAACAGAACCAUUUGCCAGCGUCAAUGGGCAAAUUGCUCAGUUGAACUUAUGGGAUGAUCAUGAUAUCAUUGACGGCUUCGGAUCGUACGUUGACGAGUUCAUGAGAUGUCCAGUCUUCAGAGGUAUUGGUGGAGUUGCCAAUAAGUAUUAUCUACUAUUCCAGCAUCACCUUGCGCCACCAGUAUCUACUUAUACUACUGAUGCUCCUCAAACAAUGUCCAAAUCUGGAGCGGCUCCGGAUCCAAGGCAGCUGGAAAACACCUUCGUCCUAAAUGAAGAGACUAUCGAUUCAAGCUAUAUCAUGGGGAAGAAACCUGGACCAUACGUCACAGAUUGCUCUCGAAGUAUUUACGCACGUCUGGGUGCUAGAAUUGCAUUUUUCGGUAUUGAUGCGAGAACCGAGCGAACUCGUCACCAAGUCAACUAUCCUGAGACAUAUGAAAUCAUCUCGGAUCGUUUGCGUCGAGAACUUAGUGCUGCUAAGAACUCGUCUUCCCCUAUUCAGCAUUUAGUGGUAUUGUUGGGUAUUCCGAUCGCUUAUCCUCGUCUAACCUGGCUUGAAAAUAUCUUCUCGAGUCCUUUGAUUGCCCCUAUCAAGUUUCUCAACAAGCGGUUUGGAUUUGGUGGUGGCUUCUUCAAUCACUUUGAUGGAAGCAUCGAUUUAUUGGAUGAUUUGGACGACCAUUACACCGCUAGAACCCACAAGAAGGAGCGACAGAUGCUCGUUCACAAGCUUCAAGAACUUGCUUCAGAAUUCUCUGUUCGAAUCAGUAUCCUCGGUGGCGAUGUUCAUCUUGCCGCUGUUGGCCGUUUCUACUCAAACCCCAAGUUGAACGUCCCAAUGAGCAAAGACCACCGUUACAUGGUAAAUAUCAUUUCAUCAGCGAUUGUCAACAAACCCCCUCCAGCUGCCGUCGCCAACCUCCUAGCACGCCGCAACAAGAUCCACCAUCUCGACCACGACACUGACGAGACCCUCAUGACCUUCUUCGACAAAGACCCCGGCUCCGCAAACAAAACCAACAACUCCAACCAGCAAACCAUGCCCUCGCGAAACUGGGCCAUGAUAACCGAAAACUCUGCUCACGGCGCCUCCCAAUCCAACGGCCACACCAACGGCACAGCCAGCGGUCCCUACGACAUCGCCGAGAAAGUCAAAGACGGCCACUCCUGGCUGCACAAAGGCGAAGUCGACGCCGGCACCAAACACAAAGCCGCGGCCGAAGCUCAACACGGAAAAGAUCACGAUGGAAGUCUCGAUGUGUGUAUCCGCGUGGAAAUCGAUCAGCAUGACGCGACGGGUAAAACAGAGCCGUAUGGUAUGACGAUCCCGACGCUGGCGUAUGAUGGACCGCCGUUACGACCGACGAGUAAGCGGUAUGCGGGUAGUCAUCGGUCGGUGGGUACGAGACCUGGGACUGCGCAGACGGAAAGGGGACAUGAGGUUAAGAGUGAGCCGGUUGGGGGGCACGGGGGGUUGGUGCCGCCUACGCAGGGUUAG
Glarea lozoyensis ATCC 20868 is the source of this 2631-nucleotide messenger RNA. RefSeq lists its product as uncharacterized. Lineage: Eukaryota; Fungi; Ascomycota; Leotiomycetes; Helotiales; Helotiaceae. The transcript has 8 exons. The record is from RefSeq and is a predicted model, not a curated record. The coding region runs from base 1 to 2631 and encodes 876 amino acids. Gene Ontology annotation, cellular component: membrane.